AUGAAACAGAUAAAAAAAAAGUUUGAGAAUUGUGAUACGAAUGAAAACAUUCCUUCAUUGUAUGGAAAUGCAACUAACAUUUAUAAUCAAUCACUCAAUGAUGAAUAUAUGGAAUGCGAACCUGAGAAUAUAAUGACAGAAGAAUGCAAUACACCUAAGUUUGAAACUGUAGAUGUAAAUGGAAAGAAAAUACACAUAAAAAUACAAAAAAAUUGUGAUUUAGAAAAUAAGAGAAAUAUUAAAUCAGGAAAAAAAAGCAAAUCUUUUAUUAAGAAUAUAGUAAAGAAAAUGGAAAAUAUAUAUAAAAGUGGAUUAUAUAAUAAAAAAAAUAAUAAAUUAUUAUUUGAUUCACAUUCUGCAAUUUUUCCAAAUGAAUAUUUAAAUGUUGAACCUACUAAUAAUGUAUUAUAUAGACGCAGAACCCCAAAUGAAACAUUACUGAGAAGUGAUUUUAAUGGUAUUAAUUUAAAACCAUUUGUUAGGUUUAAAAGUGUUGGGAAUUUAGAUAAUCGAAUGAAAAAUAAAGCAAUUAUAAAAAUUUCUAAUCUAAAUCCAUCUAUAAAAUAUUACAAUAAUAUGGAACAUAAUUAUUUUAAUCCAACAAAUUUAAAUACAUCAAAUCAUAUAAGUGAUAAUAAUCUAAAGAAAAAUGAUAGAUAUAGUAAAAAUAGUAAGUGCAUUUAUAAUGAUAUUAAUAAUUCGAAUAAUAAAAGAAAUAGAAAAACACUUUCCUAUAAUAGAAAUGGAAUGUGUAUUAGAAGAAAUACAAUGUAUGAUCCUUUUUAUGAAAAUAAUACAAAAAAUAUGAAAUAUAAUGAACCUUAUUUGAAUAGUUGUAAUUCUUAUAAUUUACAUAACUUGAAAAAAAGUUCUAAUUCUGAUGAAAAAACCAAUAAAAUAAGUCUCAAAAUAAGCAAUAACCAACUAAAUAAAGAAAAAAAUUUAGACAAAUGUUCACGUGAAAUUAAUAGCAGUAAUAAUAGAAAUUCAUUUUGUGAUGAUAAUAUGAGUUCUUUUAAUAAAGAAAAAAUACAAGAAAAUGAUUUUCCUAAUCAGGAUAAAAAAUUAAGAACAAGAAUAUCUAUACCUUUAAGUAAUUAUAGAAAUAAUAUAGAACACAGUAAAGAAAAUAUUCAUAAUUCAAACUUUAAUAAUGACAAUUUUAUGAAAAUUAAACAGGAUGUAAAUGGAAAUAAUUUUUGUUAUGAUGAUAAUAAUAUGAAUAAUAGCUUUCAGGAAAAUCAUAAUAAUUACAGAGGAGUAAAUUAUUAUCAUCCUAAUGAUGAAAACCAAAAUAAAAAUUUUACUUCAGAUAAAAAAAAUUCACAAAUUGUAUAUAAUAAGAAUAAUACAAAAGAUUACUAUAAUUCAAUGAAAAAAGAUAAUAUUAUAAAAUGCAAAUAUAAUGACAAAAAUUGUAUAUAUAAUGAAAAAAGGGAAAAUAAAAGUAAUUCUUCAAUUAAUCUUAAAGAAAAAGAAAAUAAUAUAUCAAAAGAUAGCAUAAAAGAAAAUAACUUAAGCAUCGAUGAAAAUAGGAAAGAAUUAUAUUUAUCAGAAGUUGAUGAUCAAAUUAGUAAUAACAGCUUUGAUAACUAUAAAAAAUGUUUUAAUCAAAAACAUUUGAGGAAAUUACGUAAACCUUCAAACUCUAGAGAACAAUUAGAAAAUAAUAAUUUUAGCAAAAAGAGCAAUAUGGAAAAUUGUAAAAUUAAUAAAUCAUAUCUACAACUAGAAGAUGAAAAAAGGAGCAGAUUAAAUAAUUCUAAUAAAAAUAGAAGCAAUAUGAAGAUUAUAAAAAAAAGUUUUUCAGAUGAAACAAAAUCAUCUAACAAAAAAAUAGUCCUAUAUGAUGAUAUGAAUAUCUAUAGAAAUUUAAAUAAUGACUUAUGUUAUGGAAUAAUAAAAGACAUUAAUUCAAAGGAAGAUAGUGAAAAUUAUAUAUUCGAUAAAAGGAAUUUGAAUGAUAAAAAUUGCUCUGAUAGUAUUUAUAAAGAAUCUUCUAUUUGUAAUAAUUCACUGCAAAAUAGAAAAAAGUAUGGAAACUUGAAAACCACAACUAUAGUUUCAGACAGUAAAAGAUUAAUUAAGGAUAGAAAAAAUAGAAGUGAGAAUUCAGAGAAAAGUAUAAGUAAAAAUUCUAAGAUAUAUAAUUAUCAUAAAAAAAAAUCCAAAAAUGGUGAUUUAGAACAUCAUUUUAAUUCAAAUGAAAAAAAUUCAGAGAAUUAUAAUAUUUUAGAAAAUAGUAUGAAUGAUAAAUACAACUUAUCUGAUAUAAAUCAUAGCAAAGAUAGUGAAAAAAAUUAUGGAAUUUCUCAAGUUUUGGGGAAAAAUAAAAGACAUUAUUGUGACUCAAAACAAGCAAAAUUAAAUAAAAUAUACCAAAAUGGAUUAUUAGAAAUAGAAGAUAAAAAAAGUAGAAGUAGAAUGAAUUCCUCAAAACAUAAAAAUGAAUAUCAUAACAAUAAUGAAAUAACUAACUAUAAAUCAAGAAAAAGCAGAAACAAAAGUUCAUUAAAAAAUAUGUCAAAUAAUAUAAUAUCCCUAAAAAAUAAAGGUAGUUAUAGCAGUGAGAAUGAUUACAACAACUACAAUUAUUCAAAUAGUGAAAUAGACAAAAGAAAUAUAUAUUUAAAAAGAAAUUCAAAAGUUAAUACACAUUUAAUGAAUAUGAAAAAAAACAGUAGUAAAAGAUCAAAAAGUGAGUAUUCUUACGAUUUAAAAACAAAAAAAGACAAUGAAUAUUUUUCUAGUAGUAUUAUUAAUAUUUCUGAUGAUCAAAUUGAUAUAAGUAGUGAUUACUGCCAAACAAGUUCCAACUCACUUGAAAAAAAGAGAUCAAAUAUUGAAAAAUUAUCAAAUAGAGAAAAGAAAUUAAAGGAUAGUAACGAAUAUUAUAAAAAACUAUCAAAUGAAUCACUUUAUGGGCACUGUAAAUGUUCUUCAAAAAAAGGAACAAAUAUUUUGCAUAAGUUUAAAUAUAGAGGAAUAGAAGAUGAAAGAAGUAGAAUGAUGAAUGAAAAUAAGAAAAAUAUUAGCUAUUUAAAUAGUAUCAAAAAAGGUAAGAUUAUAUGUUCUUCAUGUGAUGAUUUUGUAGAAGAAGGAAAAAGUGACAUAUCGUUAGAAAAUUGUUCACAAAGAAAAAUUAAAGGAAUAAAUAACUUACCUUAUAAUUUUUUGAAGGAAGAGAGUAUGAAACUUUCAAAAGGACUUUCAAAUAGUUUAACUGAUAAAAAUUAUGAAAAAAUUAAAAAAUCAAAAACUACUUAUCCAAAAAGAGAAAUUAUGGAAAGAAAUUUAUCUACCUCCUCAAAAAAAUAUAAAGUUAGAUCUAAUAUUAAUGAUAUGAAAGUACAAGGUAGUCUCUACCCUAUAGAAAAAUCAGAAACAAAAAAAAUAAUUAAAACAAAAAGUUCUGUAGCAUAUAGUGAAGAUAGUAAUUCUUGUAAUUACUCAAAACUAGGUAAAGUAAAUUCUAAAUAUAAUCAUAAUACAAAAAAUACAUUUUCAAAGCAAAAAAGAGAAAGAAAUAGUAGACAAUUAAGUCAUGAGCACAAAUCUGAAAGUAAUACUGAUUUCAUUAAUGAUUUUGAAAUAAAAUCACAAAAUCAAAAAGUUUUUCAAAAUUUAUCAAACCAUAAUUAUCCCAGAAAAGAUAACAAAGAUGAGGUAGUAAAAUCUUUUGAUUCUCAGAAAAAUAAUGAUAUAUUAAAAAAAAGAACUUUGUCGAAAAAUUCUCAAAGAACCCAAUAUAAAAAACAUUUGAAUGAUAGUGAUUAUGACACAGAAGAGUGUAAUGACAACAAUUACAAUAUAUAUAAAAAUAUUAUUUAUAAAAAAAGAGGUAAUUCUAUAAAUUCCAAAAAUAUCUUAUCCAAUUCAAAUCAAUAUAAAAAGAAUAAUAUAGGAAGUGAUGUUUUUUAUUCGAAAAAUUUAAUGAAAAUGAAAAAAAGUAAUUCCUUUGAUAAAGAAAGUCUUUAUGAAAAUAAAAAACAUAAUAACAGAAAUGAUGAAAAAUCUAAAAGUAAAAUACUCUUAUAUAAUUCUUAUUCUUAUAAAGGAAAACCGCUUAAAAUGGAAAAUGAAGAUGAAAUUAAUCAAAAUGAUAGAAAAAAACAUAGUAAUAAUUCUUUUAAUGAAAAUUUAAAUACAAAAAGAAGUUCAUCCCAUAAAUAUAGCAUUCAUUCAAGAAAUUUAAGAAGUAACUUAAAUGAAAUGCUUAGUUCUAGAAAGGGUACAUCUAAAUUAAGUAAAAAUUUAAAUGAUAUAUCUGAAAGUGGUUUAAAUUUAAAAAAACCAACCAUAAUAAAAAGUGACAAUGAUAAUUGCACACAUGAAAACUUUCAUAAUACACUAGAUAGAAGACAUAGUCAUAUAAAAGAAAUAGAUAAUGAAAAUAUAAUUGAAGAAAAUUCUGAUCAUGAACAUCAUAAUACUUGUAAAAAUUCCUUUGUAGGAAGCAAGCAUUCAUCAGAAAAAAUAAUAAAAACCUAUUCAUUCAAUAAUAGUAAUUCCACUGCACAAUCAAAAAAUUAUAACAAGAAUUUUAGUAAAUAUUGUAUAAAUGAUAAUAUUAGUAAUAACUCAAAUAAGAAUUCCAAUUAUACUAAUAUAAAUGAUGAUAAAGCAGUAUAUGAUAGAAAUAUUUAUAAUAACUCCUAUGUAAAAGAAAAUACAGUUAGAAAAAAAAAAUUUAACAAUAGUAGAACCAAAAGUAGAAAAAAAAGCAAUUCCUAUACUUCUGAAAUUGAUAACGAAAGCAAUAAUAGUAUAAAAUCAAAAGAAAAUGAAAUUAAUAAUAACAUAUAUAUAAAUACAUGUGAGAUUUAUAAAUAUAGCACAAAGAAUAAACCAGAUAGUUUUAUGAAAGAAAAAUCGAGAAGUUCAAAAGCAUCAGAUUCAUUUCGUGAUAAAGGGAAUUUCAACGAGAGAAAAAGUUUUUCAAAAUUAAAAAAUAAAUCAAAUAAAAUGUAUGAAUUUACAAAUAGUAGAGGUACAUAUAAUAAUGAUGUUUAUAAACCAACGUCUCAUGUAAGAGAAUCAAAAGAAGUCUAUGGGUUUAUGAGUAAUAAAAAAAGCGAACAUAAUAGUACAAGUGAAGAUAAAAAUAUAUAUGAAGAAAAAUGGAAUGAUAAUACAAAAAGGGAAUAUUCUUAUUUAAAAAAUAUUAAUCAAUCAUUAACUUCAUUUCCAGAAGAUUGUAGUUCACAGAAAACCAUUAAAACGAAAUAUUUAAAAAAUGAAAAUUAUGAUAAUGAAGAAGAUGAUAAAGCGUUAUACAAAGGAAAUAAAAAAAUUCGUAAUUCUUUCUAUGGAAUACAUAGUAAUUUAAACGAAGAAAUAUCUUUUCUAAAUAAAAGAAAUGAAUCUUCAACAAAUUUAUCAAAUGAUAAAAAUACUACUGAAUCAACAUAUGUAAAUAAAAAAAAACACAUUAAAGUGGAUGAUUUUCUAAAAAAAAGCAACAAUUUAUCAAAUAAAGAAGAAAAUUUUCAAAAAAUAGAUAGAAAGAUAUUUCAAAAGGACGAAACUAAUUCUAGAGUAAGUAGAAAAAAGAAAAAUUAUUUUAGUAAUAAUUAUGAUAGUACAAGUAAUUUAAAUAGUGAUUAUAAUAAUUUCCAAAAUAAUUAUAAUUGGCAUAAUAAUAAAAAUGAUGGUAUUAAAGGAAAUGAUAAAUCAUUCCAUGAUAAUGUUAACUAUUUUAAUAGAUCUGAGAGAAGUAAAUCAUAUAAUAUUCAAGAAGGUAAAAAUAAUUAUAUAAAAAAUGUAAUAAAUGAAAAUAAUAGUCCUCUAAAUUCUUUCAUUAAAUCAGGUCAAAGAUCAAGCGAAAAUCACCAUAUUCUUCCAGCUAAAAAUAAAAACAAAAUAUAUGAAUUUAAUGAUAAAUUUAAUUAUAGUUCAUUUUCAAAAAAUAAUAAUGAAUAUGAAAGUUCAGCAAAUUGUAAGAGCUCCCUUAGUAAAAGGUUUUUAAGUGAGAACUGUAAAAAAAAAGUGAAAGACAUUAAUAAUUGUAGAAGUAAUGAAUUUUUGUAUUCAAAAAGUGAUUCAGAACACAAUUUCAACUUAUUUUAUGUAGAAAAAUUAUCAUAUAAAAAAGAUCUGAAUUCUGUGUUACCAAAAAUGAUAGAUACAAAAAAAAAUAGAAAUCUUAAAUAUAACAAAAUAAAUCCAGAAAUUGAUAGUUUAAAUAAAAUUACGUCAAAUAAAAGAAAUGAUCAUUUAAACUACAAAUAUAAAAGUAUGGAAAACUUUAAAAAUGAUAAUAUGAAAGAAAAAAUAUAUGAAGAUAAUAAUGAUAAUAUUUCCAAAUAUACAAGAAAUGAAAAUAAUGGAAAUCUAGUUAUCGUUUAUAAUGACUCAAAUAAAGAUGAAAAUCCAGUACUUCAAGAAAGUAUAAAGAUAGAUGACCAGAGAGAAAUGUAUAGGAACAAAAUGAAUCAAAAAAUUGAUUAUUCCGAUGAUAUCAAUUCAGAAGAAUCAAGAAGUUUUUAUUUAAAAAAAAAUAAUAUUUCUGAAAGGAAUAACAAUUAUUCAAAAAUUUAUACUAAUUGUGAGAAUACAAGUACAACUAGAAAUUCAAGGAAAAAUAAUACAUUUGAAAAUAAGAAUAAAAGUAAUUCAAAGUAUAGUACGAAUUUUAAUAUAGAUGAAGAAAAUACAUUAUCAAAAACAAUAAAAAAUAGAAAUAAUAGUAAAAUAAAUAAUAAUUGUAAUUUUUCAAAAAUGGGAAAUAGUAACCAAAUAAAAACAAAUAUUCAUAAUUAUUCUACUACUCCUAUUGAAUAUAAUUAUAGUGUAAAUUCUAAGAAAAAUGAAGGAUUAAAUAAUCAUACUUCUAAAUCCAAUACAGAAAGUAUUUACAAUAAUGGAGAGCAUAUUAAUAAUGAGAAUGAAACGUUAUCAAAUAAUUUUUAUUUUUAUAAAAAAAAUUCUUCAAACAAAAAUGAUAUUAAUUCAGAAUUGGUAUAUACAAAUUCUUUAAAUAAGUCAACAAAAAACUUGAAUUCAAAAAAAAAUAUUUCAAAAGGAUUGAGUGAUAAUCAUAAUAUAUAUACAUAUGAUAACAUUAGUAAAGAAGAUAAAUUUACGAAAAGCGGUUCAAUAGGUAAUAAUAGGUUAUCUGAAAAGCAGAAGAAAAAUAACGAGCAAUUUUUAAAUAGUUAUUCAUGUAUUUAUGAAAAAGAAAAAAAUUCAAUACAUAGUAAAAACUAUAGCAAAUUAACAAGUGAAGAAAGUAAAGGAAUAAAUUAUAUAAACUCAAAUAAAAGUAAUUUAUUAAAUAAUGACAUAAUUCAAAUAGAAGAAAAUAAAAAUCCAAGUCAAGUAUUAAGUUAUGGGGAAAAUACAAAUAUAGAAAGUAUUCAUGGAAGUAAUGAAAACAAAGAAAAUAAUACUGGAAUCCAAACAAAAAGUAACACAAGUAUAAACUUAAAUGUAUCAAAAUUUCCUAAAUUGGUAAAUUUAAAUGAUUUAAAAACAUUAAAUGAUGAAAAUGUUAUAAAAAGCAGUGUGAAAUCAGAAAAUCAUAAUUUAUAUGUUGUGGAUAAUUAUAAUAGUAAAAGAUCACAAGGAAAUUCUCUUAGUGGUGUUGUAGGUAUAGAAAAGGCAAAUGAAUAUAUGAAGAGCCAAUUAAAUUACUAUCUAGAAAAUGAUAAUGAAAGAAAUAAAAAUCAAAAAACAAAUUCACAAAAUAUAGAAUCAAAUAUAAGUAUUAUAAAAAAAAAUGAUGUUUAUAACGAUAACAUAGAAAACUCUGAUAUUCCAUCUAUAUCAAAUAAUGGUAUAAAUGAUUUUAAGAAUAGUACAUAUGAGAAUUUUAACAAUGAUAAAAAAAGUAUAAAUUUUUUAUAUGAAGAAGAUUCAAAAAUAUCUAUAAAUAAUUUAAAUAAGAUAAAAAGUGAAAGUAAUGAUAGUCAAGUUGUGAGUAAAACAAAUUCCUUAUUAAACAAUAAUGAAAACAUAAAUUCGUAUGGUACAUUGUAUAAUUUAAAUGAAAAUAAUACAAUAAAUUACAAAAAUGAAAAUAAUAAUAUUAAUAAUAGAAUUUAUAGUAAUAUUAACUACCCUAGAAAUAGUAAAAAUAAUACCUAUAAUAUGGCAUUCACUCAAAAUAGUGUGUCAUCCGAUAACAGUAUUCCUAUUAAUAAUAGUAUACCUAUUAAUAAUAGUAUUCCUAUUAAUAAUAGUAUUCCUAUUAAUAAUAGUAUUCCAGUUAAUAAUAGUAUUCCUAUUACUAGUAGUAUUCCUGUUAAUAAUAGUAUUCCUGUUAAUAAUAGUAUUCCUAUUAAUAAUAGUAUUCCUAUCACUAGUAGUAUUCCUGUUAAUAAUAGUAUUCCUAUCACUAGUAGUAUUCCUGUUAAUAAUAGUAUUCCUAUUACUAGUAGUAUUCCUGUUAAUAAUAGUAUUCCCUUUAAUAAUAGUAUUCCUAUUAAUAAUAGUAUUCCUAUUAAUAAUAGUAUUCCUAUUAAUAAUAGUAUUCCUAUUACUAGUCGUAUUCCUGUUAAUAAUAGUAUUCCCUUUAAUAAUAGUAUUCCUUAUAAUAAUAGUAUGCCUAUUAAUAAUAGUGUGUCAUCUAAUAAUAGUAUUCCUGUUAGCACCAGUGCACAUGUUAAUAAUAUUGUUUUUCCUCAUACUUCAUUAAUAAAUAAUGAAAUAGAUAAUUCUGUUUGUUUGAAUGGAGGAGGAAAUAUAAUCAAAUAUAUUCAUUCUAAUGAUAAAAAAAAAAGCAAUUUGGAUAAUUCAGGAAUAAGCAUUUUAAGAAGUGAUCAAUUGAAUAAAAAUGAUAACAUCAUCAUUUAUGAUAGUUUAAAUCAUAAUGGAAUAACAUCUAAUAAUGAUUUAAUUAAUAAAACUAAUAGUAGCAGUAAUAUAAUAAAUAAAAAUAUCGCUUAUGGUAAUAUUAUUAAUCAAAAAUCAAUUAUUUCUCAACCUAUAUGUAAUAACAAUUUAAAUGAUCAAAAUAUGACUGACAAUCAUUUAAUAAAUAAUGGAUCUUUAGGAAGAAUGUAUUGUGAUAAUAAAACAUUUAGUACAUUUAAUAUAAAUAAUCAAAACUUAAGUAAUAAUUUAAUUAAUCAUAGUUUAAAAAAUAAUGGCAUUAAUAGUAUUUUAGUGAAUAGAAAUAUGAGUCAUAACAGUGGUACUGACAUUUCUUCAAUUCAUAAUAGUUCUAAUUGCAAUAAUAUACAUAUGCAAAAUAUUUAUAAAAAUUCAGUUCCACAUAGUCUAGAUAAGCAAAAUUCAAUCAAUUAUAAUAUUACCAACUUAAAUAAUAAUCAUUUGCCUAAUAAUAAUAUUGACAAUCAAAGUAUAUUCUACAAUAGUAAUAGAAAACCACUUGUAAUUAAUGGAAAAGAUAUGAAUAGUCAUCACUUAAAUAAUAAUAAUUCAAUGAAUAAUAUGAGUAAUUAUAUUUUAAAAAAUAAUUGUUCAUUGAGUAAUAUAAGUAACAAAAAUAUAACUAAUGGUACUUUAGUAAAUAAUGAUAAUUUAAUUAAUAGUCGUCUAAUGAAUAAUAUGAAUAAUGUAGUUAGUCAAAAUUUAAUAUAUAAUUCUUCAAAUUAUAAAAUAUAA
Molecule: messenger RNA, 9570 nt
Organism: Plasmodium gallinaceum
Lineage: Eukaryota; Apicomplexa; Aconoidasida; Haemosporida; Plasmodiidae
Product: conserved Plasmodium protein, unknown function
Exons: 1
Coding region: 1-9570 (3189 amino acids)
Source: RefSeq, a predicted model, not a curated record